Ooceraea biroi (clonal raider ant) is the source of this 2800-nucleotide messenger RNA. RefSeq names its product HIF prolyl hydroxylase (gene Hph). Gene Ontology annotation, molecular function: L-ascorbic acid binding; peptidyl-proline dioxygenase activity; ferrous iron binding. NCBI's taxonomy places the organism in Eukaryota, Metazoa, Arthropoda, Insecta, Hymenoptera, Formicidae. Gene Ontology annotation, biological process: cellular response to hypoxia. The record is from RefSeq and is a predicted model, not a curated record.
AUUCGAGACUGCGCGGGCCCCGUGGCGUCAUCCAGCGAAACUAAUGACAAAAUGGUUCCGACAUGCUUCGGGUAGAUGACGCGCCACGAGGUCCGUGGCUGCAUUUAUUCGAGAGACGAAACAGUGACGCGAUCUCGAUAGCGAACGCGGCGUUUUUUGAGAGCUUUUUCUGUUGAAAAACAGUAGGAUUUUAGUACGUGUCUUUGAAACGUUCGAAACAUCAGCGAGGGAUCGUAAAAACAAGAGAGGGUGAGAAAAAAAGUUUCGAUCGCAUCGCGCGUUCAGCGCGCAACCUCCUUAUCACGCGUAUGCGCCGUCGCGUUUUGGCGAAGGUGAACGCAAGACCACGGAGAGCCGCGCGCGCGAGUUACCGUAUUGGUUAUAUACCGUUGGCGCCGUUACCAGCUACGCGCGUUCGGAGUUUCGGACUCGGGAGUCGUGAGUAACGAGUAGAGCGGACGGGCGGCGCGCGAGCCCGCGUGUGACUUUCCUCGUUGUUGCGGAGAUGCCGUCGCCAGUCGCGGGAACAGCAAAGUAAGGACGGCGAGACAUGUCCGGGCCGGUAGUAAGCUGCGCGCAGACACCCGACGGACACGGUGUUGAAACAGGUGCACAGGUGAUUUGCGUGAUCUGCAACAAAAGUGACAAACUGUUGAGGUGCUCGCGUUGCAAGGUCGUCUUCUACUGUACGAAGGAGCACCAGAGACUCGAUUGGAAACGUCAUCGGGAAUUUUGCGCGACUCAUCCGGCGCGUGUCGCAUCUGCCGCGCCUGCGGAACAGCCGUUUUCCACCGCGAAGCGGAAUCUCUCCGUCGGCAGCCGCAAACUCGCAACCGCGCCAGACCAGGUUUCUAACCUAAGCGAGACCUCGAACGUCACUCCGGAGUCGCGUCAGAACGCGAAACAACUCGCAGAUUCCGUUACGCAAGGAGACAACGACACGAGUGAACGGUACGAGGAACGAAAGGAGAAUCUUAAGAGGAAACCAAACGGCAACGGCAGGACGAGGAGCAACGCAACGCAACGCAACAGCAAGCCCGAUGGUUGGACAUCACCUAUAACUUACGAGGGCAGUUCGGAGGACACGAUUCUGGGAGCUCGAGCCGAGCUUCUAAAUCCCGCACUGGAGAGCUCGAGAAUCUUUCACGGUAUAGACAACGCGGAUCUGGGCAUACCUACUCUGCGCCGUAACGGCAUGAAGAAUUUCCCAGAGGUGCGAUUGGGACAGGAAGAGGAACUGUUGCCUCCUUUCCUACACAGGAAAGGAAACAAGAAUAAUCUCGAAGAGUUUAUAGACAAGAUUUGCUCGUACGUGAUUAGAGACAUGGACAAGUACGGUGUGUGCGUGGUAGACAAAUUUUUAGGCAAAGAGAAGGGUACAGCGGUGUUGAAUGAAGUUUUGGACAUGUACAGUGCCGGGUUAUUUAAAGACGGACAAUUGGUUUCCAACAAAGCUAGCGCAAAUGACUUGAAGACUAUUCGUGGUGACCAGAUAAUCUGGCUGGACGGAAAGGAGCAACAGUGUCAAAAUAUCGGCAUGCUGAUAUCGCAGGUAGACGCGAUCAUCAUGAGAGCCAAUAAAAUGCACAACAAUGGGAAAAUAGGCAAUUAUACGAUCAACGGGCGAACGAAAGCAAUGGUGGCAUGUUAUCCUGGUCACGGUUCGCAUUACGUUAAACACGUGGACAAUCCUAACCGAGACGGACGUUGCAUCACGGCCAUUUACUAUCUUAACCGGGAUUGGGACAUCAAGGAGAACGGCGGACUAUUGAGGAUAUUUCCCGAUGGAUGCGAUCAAGUAGCCGACAUUGCACCUCUCUUUGACAGGAUAUUAUUUUUCUGGUCCGACAGGCGGAAUCCGCACGAGGUACAACCGGCGUACAAAACUAGGUACGCCAUCACGCUCUGGUACUUUGACGCCGAAGAAAGGAAUCAAGCCUGUCGGAGAUAUCAAAGAGAAAGGGAACUACACGCAAAAAGUAAUAGUUCGUGAGGCCCAGGAUGCGAGGAACCACCACGCCGUCCGACUGGACUGAAAUUAUACUUGUACAUAAGAAAAGAAUAUUACGUAUUAUAUAUAUAUUAUAAUUUUUGCAGGAGGAAUUGAAUAGCGUACGGACAAAAUUACUAAAGACAAAAACGCGCGUUUACAAGAAAGUGCAAUAGACGUAAGAGCGCUCUGUUCCUUUUUUUUUCUUUUCCUUUUCUUACAAAUCGCGCUGUAAUAUACGUGAUACGCGUUGACGUGUGUGUAGUUGUUGCAAUUUACGCAAUUUACAUGUACCUAUAUUCGUUUACUUGGAUUUCCAAGAUUCUACGCGUUCGCACUUUGUAAUCUACUACUAUUUAAAUUUAAACUUUGAAGUGUCAGAUAUGCUCCCCAUGUUUUAAGGAAAGCUUACGUUUGGGAAUUAACUUUCCGUUACAUCAAGUAUUAAAUAGUCUUUCUAGUAUGUCGCAUUUGAGAUAUUUCAAGUGAGAUGAUCAAAAUGUAACAAGUAUGGUGUAAUAGAAGAAUUCAGAAACUUUCGUGGACGUUACACCACGCUGGUGUGAUACUGUCUCCGUAAUUUGCGCCGUUUAUUUAAGCAAUAUUGCUGCAAUGAGUUGCUAAAUGAGAAUAUUGCUCAUAGACGAGGGCGUAAGGUGACGUUACGAUGAAACGUUCAUCUUUUCACGUCAUCACGUUUGUUUUAGUACGGCCAGUAAUCGAGAAUCAUGCUUCCAUUGUAACGAAAUGAAUAGAAAUCGGGGCCCAGUCUGUACCUGUGUAUAAUAUUAUGUACAUUGAGAAGCGAUA